AUGGUAGAAAUCGUCCUCAAAUUCCACUACCGAGGACAGAAAAGCAGACGUCUGGCGUCUGAUACCCCGCAAACAUAUACCACGCUAACGGAUAUUGUCGUAGAUCAAUGGCCGGAACUAGCUGUCGAAACUAAUAUCGGCCUCACGUAUGUCGAUGAUGUUGGCGAUAAGUGCCUCUUCCAUAGGGAUGCUUGGGAGGACUCUGUGGAGCUUGCUCGCAGAGCUGUCUUAGGGACUAUGAAGUCACCAACUAUCAACAUAUUCAUCACUACGGAAACAUCUAGCACAACGGCAAUCUCUGGUGGGUCGCCCAUCGACUUGUCUGUAACUCGCAAGAGACCUCUCGAGUCCACCGCCAGCCAGACGGCACCUCCCAUAGUAGCCAAGGCGAAGAGGGUAGCUGCCAAGUCAGCAGCAGGAGCAACAGCAGUGAAUGACAGGGCCAAAGUUGAGCGAAGUGCAGGGAGCAGAGCUAAGAUGACGAACAGGAAGUCCACUUCAAGUGAGGCCGAAAUCGUCGUGGUGAAGGAUGAGUUUCCUGCGGAAACGAGGACUCGUCGGAGCUCUCGACUUGCUGCUCAACGUGGACCUUCAGCAAUCAAGAAAGAAGGCAUUGAAAUGUUUGAAUAG
Perkinsus marinus ATCC 50983 is the source of this 630-nucleotide messenger RNA. RefSeq lists its product as hypothetical. The transcript has a single exon. Lineage: Eukaryota; Perkinsozoa; Perkinsida; Perkinsidae. The record is from RefSeq and is a predicted model, not a curated record. The coding region runs from base 1 to 630 and encodes 209 amino acids.